Fonsecaea erecta is the source of this 702-nucleotide messenger RNA. RefSeq lists its product as hypothetical. Gene Ontology annotation, molecular function: 1-alkyl-2-acetylglycerophosphocholine esterase activity. The transcript has a single exon. Bases 1 to 702 code for a protein of 233 amino acids. Lineage: Eukaryota; Fungi; Ascomycota; Eurotiomycetes; Chaetothyriales; Herpotrichiellaceae. The record is from RefSeq and is a predicted model, not a curated record.
AUGGGGUUCAAUGUCAUCUCAAUCGAUCAUACGUACGAUGCCCAGAUUGUGGAAUUUCCGGAUGGUACUGUCAUUCUGGGCGCCAACAUUACCCUGCCGGAUGACCUGCCACAAGUUCUGUCCCUGAGAGUUGCAGACGUCGGUUCUGUGCUGAACGCGUUAUCCAACUCGACCAUGACAAAGGAACUUGGCAUCCCAGCUUUUGAUGUCAAGCAUGUAGGGAUAUUUGGGCAUUCGCUGGGUGGUGCAACUGCUGCAAAUGCAAUGCUGACGAAGCCAAGACUUAUUAGCGGUCUGAACAUGGAUGGCAGUGUGUAUGGUCCGGCAAUGAAUCGAACCGACAGAAACCCGUUCACCAUUUUCGCGGCACAGCAGCACAAUCAAAGCUCUGAUGCAACGUGGGCGGCUUUCUGGCAUGAACUGAAAGGGUUGAAGCUACAACUACAAGUCAAUGGUACCCAGCAUGGAACCUUCUCUGAUUAUCCAAUCCUGGCCAAAAGCAUCGGGAUCAAUUCAACCGUUAUUCCACAGAUAGUGGACUUGAUCGGGACCAUUGAUGGAGUUAGGAUGAUGAAUAUCCUCCGGAGAUACAUCGGCGGAUUUUUCCAGGAGACUCUGGAGUCACAAAAGGUCAGACUCCUCGAAGGACCGAGCCCACAAUUUCCCGAGGUCGCAUUCGUGAACAUGUCGUUGAGCUCGUAG